AUGCCCUUUAUGGUGACGGCCGGGUCCAGCGGGAACGGCAUCGGCUCGAAGCUCGCGAAGUUGAACUUGAACGCGUCGGGGUCCGCCAGCAGCUGCUGCAGCCGCUCCGCCUUCUUGUUGCGGUUGCCGCUCUCGCGCGCCACGCUCUUCACCAGCUUCACCAGCUUGUCGAUGAACACCUGCUGCCUGGCGAGGAACGAGCGCGUGCGCUGGUGGUCCGCGUUGCCUGCGGUUGCGGGCGGGUGCGACGCUGUCAAACGCGACUCGACUAUCUCUUAU
Iphiclides podalirius (scarce swallowtail) is the source of this 279-nucleotide messenger RNA. NCBI's taxonomy places the organism in Eukaryota, Metazoa, Arthropoda, Insecta, Lepidoptera, Papilionidae. The record is from the annotation of a GenBank genome assembly.